AUGGUUGCUCCAGAGAAAUGCAUAGGGAAUGUGGUGGCUGUGAAGAGUUCAAUGCCUCACUCAAUAGGUUCAUUGAUGAGAGAAGAAAGUAUAAUCAGAUCGUUGAUUGGUUGUGAAGAAUUGCUUCAAUGCCAUUUUGGCCAAUUCACUAUUGAGAAGGGUGAAUUCAUCUAUAAUCUUGGCUUUCUUGCAUUCAUCAAGCUGGAGUUGUUCAAGAAUGAUGCUGAGUAUUGUGAUUUAAAGCCCGAUAACAUUCUUCUCUUUCCUUCAUCCAAGAAUGAUGCAAAGUAUCAACUCAAGAUUGCAGAUUUUGGAUUGUCCAAGACUAAAGAAGAGAUUAUCAAUGCUGAGAACCCUCCAACUUCAAAGGAGAUGAUUCCAACUACAAAUGAGAUGAUGUACAAGCUUGCUGUCUUUGAAGAAGCACCAAAGAUUCCUAAUGGAAUAAGUGAGGAUUGCAGAGAUUUCUUGAGCAAACUUUUCAUCAAGAAUCCUAGUCAGAGAUGGACUGCUAGCAAGCUUCUCCACCAUCCUUUUCUAUUUUCUCCAUAUGAUUCUUUUAGAGGUUAUGAAAGAUUUCAUAUGAGGAACCCUCCAACUUCAAAGGAGAUGAUUCCAACUACAAAUGAGAUGAUGUACAAGCUUGCUGUCUUUGAAGAAGCACCAAAGAUUCCUAAUGGAGUAAGUGAGGAUUGCAGAGAUUUCUUGAGCAAACGUUUCAUCAAGAAUCCUAGUCAGAGAUGGACUGCUAGCAAGCUUCUCCACCAUCCUUUUCUAUUUUCUCCAUAUGAUUCUUUUAGAGGUUAUGAAAGAUUUCAUAUG
This is a messenger RNA of Gastrolobium bilobum, 822 nucleotides long. RefSeq names its product mitogen-activated protein kinase kinase kinase 20-like. The record is from RefSeq and is a predicted model, not a curated record. NCBI's taxonomy places the organism in Eukaryota, Viridiplantae, Streptophyta, Magnoliopsida, Fabales, Fabaceae. The annotation marks the transcript as partial. Gene Ontology annotation, molecular function: ATP binding; protein kinase activity. The transcript has 4 exons. Gene Ontology annotation, biological process: protein phosphorylation.